Labeo rohita (rohu) is the source of this 2236-nucleotide messenger RNA. RefSeq names its product THAP domain containing, apoptosis associated protein 3 (gene thap3). The record is from RefSeq and is a predicted model, not a curated record. NCBI's taxonomy places the organism in Eukaryota, Metazoa, Chordata, Actinopteri, Cypriniformes, Cyprinidae. The transcript has 4 exons. The coding region runs from base 599 to 1303 and encodes 234 amino acids.
ACUUGAAAAUAAAAAUACUAAAUACCAAUAAGGUCCCGUGGACGAAAUGGAUGUUAAUACAUUUUAACAAUAGCUUUUUAGUUGAAUAAGCAUUGUAAUUAAAUAAUCAUUUAGAACAUCAUUGACAUGUUGUACAAACUUCCUUUUAUGGAGCUUUGAAUCACAUUUCGGGUGGGACUUAAAAACCGUGUCAUGUGAAACGUUCACUUAAAGCCCACUCUUUUAUUUACGUUGACUGUAAAAUAUGUUUAUAAAAAAUAAAUGUUCUCAGAAGUAUUAAAUGGGUUAAGAAAUUUUAAACGAGUUAACAAAGACUUUUGUGAGUUUCUAAAGUGAGGCGCACUUUCCCUGGGACUUUUAUUUUGAAAACAUGGUGGAGAAUCACCGGAAAACAUAACUGAAAUAAAUACAAUUCCGUUCGUUUUAAGAAUUGUUUUUGUAAAUAAGGAUGUGAUAUUAGAUUUAUUUUGUUUUUAUUGAUUGUAAUAUGAUGACUAUAUCGUAUAGUUCAGCAAAGAUCAGUGUUCAUGAUGUAAGUUUUAAACAUUUUGAGACACUGCGGGGCUUUUGAUAAGAGCCAUCUUUGUUCGGGGCAAAGAUGCCGAAAAGUUGUUCUGCAUUUAAUUGCACAAAUAGGUACAAUAACAAAAAUCCAGAAAUCACCUUCCACAGGUUCCCUUUUAGUAAACCAUCGGUUCUGAAGCAAUGGUUAGACAACAUUGGACGUGACGACUUUCAGCCAAGAAAGCACAUGGUUAUCUGUUCACUUCAUUUCACCCCAGAUUGUUUCAGUGGUUUGGGCAACCGUAAAAAUCUGCUGUGGAAUGCAGUGCCAACUCUCUUUGCAGUCCCACCUCAGGAUACAAAGCAAAAUAAUUCUAGGAAGAGGCUGAAGCGAGCUUUAAAAUCUGCUGCUGAUAAAUGGGAUGACACUGCGCCUGAUAGGACGCCUCCUCUCAUUGAGGAUACUCAAACUGAGGAAAUGCAUGAGGAUGCUCAACACUCUCACAGCAAUGAAGAGGAUCACUGUCAAACAACAAAAGAUUUAGCUGCCACAGACCACACCUAUGCUCUUUUGGAUCCAUGCACGACCAAAGCUCGUCUGUUUAAUGUUUUAGACACCAACAACUGGCUGCAGAAAAGGUUGCAGACUAAAUGCAGACUGAUAAAAAGAAUGCAACUCAAACUGCAAGACGCUCAAAGAAAACUUCUGACUUUGCGUAGACAGCUCAAAUGUAGAUCUACAUAUCGUCAAAGACAUUCGCAGCUUCCAGUACAAUGUGGAAGUGGCUCAAAGACCUAGUCAAGCAGUAAUGAAAACUUCGGGUUGCACAAACAACUUUGAACUUUAAGGAAGACUGAACUUUUGGUCACAGAAAAUGUGUUCAGUAUAUAUUUCUCUAAAAAAUGCAAAAGUGACAAGUUUUUUGUUUAAUUGGACAGAUAUGUCCAAUUAAAACUUGAAAUUACUGUGCUUUGGGUUUGACUUGUGUAAAAGAUUUUUUUGCACAAAGAUUUUCAGGAUAAUAUUUAUAGAAUAAAUGGUAACAUUUUACAGUAAGGUCACAUUUAUUUAUCUUUAACAUUAGUUAAAAAAAUAUAAAAGUUAAUUGUUAGUACAUGCUAGCUCAGGUCCAUAAAAAAGUUUAAUAAAUGCUAUUAAAGUAUUACUUCAGUGUUAGUUAAUGUUAACUAAUGUUAAAUAGACCCUUACUGUAAAGUGCUAUUGAUUACAAUAUGUGACCCGGGACCACAAAAUCAGUCAUAAGGGUCAUUUUUCCAAAACUGAGAUAUAUAAGUCAUAUGAAAGCUGAAUAAAUAAGCUUUCCAUUGAUGUAUGGUUAUGUUAGGAUAGGACAAUAUAUGUUACAGCUAUUUGGAAAUCUGGAAUCUGAGGGUGCAAAAAAAAAAAAAAAAAAAAAAUCCAAAUUAAGUUCUUAGCAAUGCAUAUUACUAAUCAAAAAUUAAGUUUUGAUACAUUUAUUUUAGGAAAUGUGUAAAAUAUCUUCAUGGAACGUGAUCUUUACUUAAUAUUCUAGUGAUUUUUGGCAUAAAAGAAAAAUUGAUAAUUUUGACCCAUACAGUGUAUUGUUGGCUAUUGCUACAAAUAGCCUGUAGCCUGCUGCUUAUGACUGGUUUUGUGGUCCACGGUCACAUAUAUCAAAUGUCACCCUGCUUAAAACAAUUGAGAAAACAUCAUUUUCUAUUUUUUUUUUUUUUAAAAUAAAAACCAUGU